AUGGGAAAUCUCUAAACUCUGAUAAAUUACCAUGCACCAUUAAACUACGCCUAAGAUUUAAAUGAAUAGAUUAUAGAUUAAGGAAUGCUAGAACACCCAGGCUUAGGUUAAAUUUAACUGUGGAAAAUCAAGGAAACUAAUUUACCUCCGCUAUUUUCAUUUGUAAAAUAUUGAGCUACUUUUUAGCACGUACACAUAUUUGAAAAAGACUCAUCAAUUAUUGACAUCCACAAUUUUCGCAGUUCACUCCAACAUCCUAAUUUGAUUGAGUAUUUUGCCUGUACAAGUUCAAAGGCUUUAAAUAUUGGCAAAGUCUAAUCUUAACAAUUCUUUUUUGCUUACUACUAAAAGACAUUAAAGGAACAUAUUUAAUCAACCACCAUGACUGAGGUCCAAAUUUGGAAGGUAACAAAUAUAUACGAUUUUCAUAGAUUAUUGAACAAAUAGUGGAUGUUAUGGUAUUUUUGUAAAGAAGGAAUAGAUAUCAUGGGAACAUCAAUUCAUAAUCAAUAUUCAUAACUGAUAAUCUACAUAUCAAACUAUUAGAUAAGAUAGGGCAACACCCUAAUAGAAACUCGAUAAAAGAUGAUGUGCAUGAUUUAGGAAUUCUAGUAAUAGAACUCCUAACCAAAAGAAGUAAUUUAUGCAUAAUACUCUAGCAAAUUAAUUAAAUUUUAUUUCAUAAAUAAAAAAUUUAUAUGGAAAAUUCACUUUAUAAUUAUUAUAAUUGGUUGCAAAAAUGAUAGAUGAAAAUCCUGAUAAGCGACCAGACUUUAUUUAAAUCUAAAAUAUGGUUACAAAUAGAUUCAAAGAACCAAUAUCUUUGAAUAAUCUAGAAAAAAAUGCAGAUCAAAAUAUAUUGACUCAAAGAAUUCCAACUUGGGCGUAGUCGUAAAAUGAUGAAAUGAAAUCUACUUAGGAAUAGUCUCUUUUGAGAAGUCAAUAUCCUUGUUUGUUAUCUCACAAAUCUGCCAUUCCUUCAACAAUUUUAAGAUGCAAUACCCUUCAAAAUUUAUAGGGUAAGCACCCAAAUAUUGCAUCACCUUCUAAGGUUACGAAUCCAUUAUCAACACCACGUAAGAUCUUUUCGGGUUAGAUGCCACAAAAUUCUACUACUGCCUAUAGAGAAAGUCCUUAAAGUAUUAAUUCACUUCAAUAUUUAGAUUUAAGGAACUUAGAUAAUUAGUUCACUCCGAAGAAUUUAGAAUUCAAUUUUUAAAUACUUUGAAUUGAUGAAAUUAUUAUUCUAAAUUUUAAUUAUUC
Paramecium octaurelia is the source of this 1263-nucleotide messenger RNA. The record is from the annotation of a GenBank genome assembly. NCBI's taxonomy places the organism in Eukaryota, Ciliophora, Oligohymenophorea, Peniculida, Parameciidae.